AUGGACCCUUCGAAAACAUAAAUGUUAAAGUUAUCAUAGUCUACUAAAGAGAGAGUGGAAGCUGCAAAAUAGUAUAUCGAAAAGAAAUACCAAAAGUUACUUUAUGAAUAAAAAGAGAAGAGAGAAAAAUGGGAACAAUUAAUUCAAAAGCUGACUAAUCUGAAUUAUACACCAAUCGAGCAAUAAAUUAUCAAGUAAGACUUGCUUCACAAAGAGGCUGAGAUAUUGAGAUUACAGAGACAAAAACUAAGCAUAAAAGACUUUGAACCAAUAGAAAUCAUUGGAAGAGGGGCUUUUGGUGAAGUAAGAUUGUGUAGAAAUAAAUUAUCAAAUGACAUAGUUGCAGUUAAGAAAAUGAAAAAGUCUGAAAUGCUUUAUAAAAAUUAAGUUUGUCAUGUAAGAGCAGAAAGAGAUCUAUUAGCAGCUUCAGACAAUGCUUGGAUAGUUUAAUUAAAAUGCUCAUUUUAAGAUGAAAAAUAUCUUUACUUAGUAAUGGAAUACUUGGCAGGGGGAGAUUUGAUGACCUUAUUGAUGAAGAAAGACAUUUUUACUGAAAAGGAAUCAUAAUUUUAUAUGGCUGAAUCAAUAAUGGCAGUUGAUUCGGUUCACAAAUUAAAAUACAUCCAUAGAGAUUUAAAGCCAGACAAUAUUUUAUUAUAACCAGACGGACACAUAAAAUUGAGUGACUUUGGAUUAUGCAAAUAUGUGGAAUCAAGAGGAACUAGAUUAGACGAGAGAAUUAGUGUCCACAAACCAGAGGAUAAAGGAGGAAACACAACAAAUUUCAAGAGAAAUAGAAUUAAGGCUUAUAGCACAGUCGGCACUCCUGAUUAUAUUGCACCUGAAGUGUUUGGGAAGUCUGGUUAUAGUGAGACAGCCGAUUGGUGGUCAUUAGGAGCUAUUCUAUUUGAAAUGUUAGUUGGAUAUCCACCAUUCUUUUCUGAUGAUCCCUCUUCAACCUGUUAAAAGAUUAUUAAUUGGAAAAAAACACUUGUUAUCCCACAAGAAGCCAAACUAUCUCCAGCUGCUACUGAUCUAAUAUUAAGACUUAUGACAGACGCAUAAAAUAGACUUGGAGUAAAUGGAGUUAAUGAGAUUAAAGCUCAUCCUUUCUUUGCUGGUAUAGAUUGGAAAAAUCUAAGAUCCAAGGUAUCACCUUAUAUCCCAGAGAUUAAAUCUGAAUUGGAUACUAGGAACUUUGAUAAAUUUGAAGAAUAGGAACCUUGGGUACCCUAAGACUCUGGUAAAUCAGUUAGAAAAGAUGUGAAUUUUAUAGGAUACACAUUUAACAGAGAAGUCGAAGUUCAAAGAUCUUAUCUACUUUAAGCUUUGCUGGAUCUUGAUUCUUUAUAAACACAAAAAACAGUACCCACUGAGUCAACUUAGAGUAAAUCUUAAGAAAAGAAGGAUACAUUUUUCAUGUCCAAUUUACCUAAUAGUAUUUCUUUGGAUCCAGAAUUGUAGAGCAAACUACUAAAAACCCAAAAACUAUUAUAAAAUGCUAAAUCAAAACCUCUCUUGAAUCAAAAGGAAUCGACCAAUACUUAGAAAUAAUAAUAACAAUUAAGUUUGAGUCCCACUCACUAAAACUUCAAUCAAUAAAACUAUUUGAAAUAAUUAAUCAGUCCACAAAAUAAAAAGAAUGCUAUUUCACCUUAAUCAAAACCUUUCAGCGAACAUCAAAAUCCAACCUUUGCUUAACUAUAUAAGUAAUUUGAGGUACAAAAAUAAGUAAGCAAUACUUAAAGAGCGCAACCCAAAUCGCAAAUUUAAAUGCCUAUAAAUAGUAAUAUAAAUAAAAAAUGA
Messenger RNA from Paramecium tetraurelia, 1806 nucleotides. RefSeq lists its product as uncharacterized. Gene Ontology annotation, cellular component: cytoplasm; cytoskeleton. NCBI's taxonomy places the organism in Eukaryota, Ciliophora, Oligohymenophorea, Peniculida, Parameciidae. The record is from RefSeq and is a predicted model, not a curated record. The transcript is spliced from 7 exons. Gene Ontology annotation, molecular function: ATP binding; protein serine/threonine kinase activity. Gene Ontology annotation, biological process: peptidyl-threonine phosphorylation; actomyosin structure organization.